Messenger RNA from Papilio xuthus (Asian swallowtail), 1326 nucleotides. RefSeq lists its product as uncharacterized. The transcript is spliced from 9 exons. The record is from RefSeq and is a predicted model, not a curated record. Bases 185 to 1021 code for a protein of 278 amino acids. NCBI's taxonomy places the organism in Eukaryota, Metazoa, Arthropoda, Insecta, Lepidoptera, Papilionidae.
CAUGUCGGCGCAGAAACUGAGAAAAUAGAUGUUAUUUAAUAUUAUUAUAAACAUAUUUUCUCUAAAUAACGCCGUUUUUAACUAAUAAGUAACUAUAAUUUAUAGUUGCUCAAAUAUUUAACUUAUUAAUAAAGUGCUUUGUUAAACAGUUUUCGUCGUGGAUUCCAAAACAAGCGUGUUGGAGAUGUGUACGGAGACAUGGCGCGGCGCGGGCGUGGCCCGGUCGCCGUCACACGAGUCUGUAACAACUGAUCUAUCAUUGUUCAGUGUAUCAUCAGCUGCUUCAGAUGCCAGGGUGCUACGUAUGCUUGCAUGCAAGGCGGGCCAAGGUCCUGAUCCGUCCAUCAGAGUGGCUAGUCCUAAUCCAGAUGGCAAGGCUUCUAAAUCAUCAGCGGCGUUGCCAUUGGCAUCAGGUGAGAGUGGUGAUGCAUGCCGGGAGGUGUUAGCUGGGUGUGCAGCGUUGUGUGCGCAGCUCGGUCUGCGUCGGUCCUUCAGUGCGGCUGAUGUGUGUCAGGUGCAUGCUUCGCCACCACCCAGAAGCGCAACUUCUGAAGUGGGUCUAUGCGCUGCACUGGAGGCUCUCACUAUGAACGCUGCAUCUCGCUCCUGCAGCACCUGGGUUGCCGUGGGAGGGUCUCAGCUGCCGUCUCCGCAGCGAGCUCACCCAUCUCACCUGACACCGCGCCCGCAACCCAGUGAUAAUAAAAAAGUUCGUCAGAACUACAUAAAGAAGCGUCUACUGACCACUUACAGGGCGUUAGAAAGAAUGUCUCAGUCUGAAUUCAAUUUGGACAGGCUCGAGCAAGCGGCCGCAGCAUCAGCAGCUGGUCGCAGCACAGGCAACUGUCUGGCUGCACCACCUGCUAGACCUAACACACGCUUACUGCAUCCCGAGACAGCCCAUUUGGUGCUGACGGCCGCAGACUUGGAGCGCGAGCGCGGCCGACCUCUCUCCAAAUACGAACGUAACAUGAUGAUAUUCAAUUGGCUCCAUACUCUUGAUGAAGGUGCACCUUACUAGAUCAACCUGGGACAAUAACAAGGUUGAUAACCCUACACUUUGAUAUCAAAGUGUAAGUUAACUGUAUAGUUUACCCUACAAAUACAUCCCACCAACUAUAACUUUUUUUUUGUCAUACCAACUUAUUAUAGACUAUUUUAAGGUCUACGCUUAUUUAUUUUUAUAUCGAAAUACUAAAUUUACGAUUAUCUGUUGCAAUGUUAACCCGCCAAUAAUUGGGCAGAUUACCCUACUUCUGUAUAAAACAUAUCGUCAUCCCUGUCAUUAUCUUUGACAAAAUAGAGAUAACAAUAUUUUUUUUAUAU